Messenger RNA from Laetiporus sulphureus 93-53, 2016 nucleotides. RefSeq lists its product as uncharacterized. Gene Ontology annotation, molecular function: RNA binding. The record is from RefSeq and is a predicted model, not a curated record. Gene Ontology annotation, biological process: cytoplasmic stress granule assembly. Gene Ontology annotation, cellular component: cytoplasmic stress granule. Bases 1 to 2016 code for a protein of 671 amino acids. NCBI's taxonomy places the organism in Eukaryota, Fungi, Basidiomycota, Agaricomycetes, Polyporales, Laetiporaceae. The transcript has 9 exons.
AUGGCCACUACAGCGAGACAGCCCAAACCUCAACGGAAAGGUAUGCCAGAACCUGCUGCACGGCGUCCAACUGCAUGGACAGGCGCACGGGCGUCGCCAACUUACUCGCCGAGCACGCCCAAUGCUCGCCUACCCAACGGCGCCUCUUCCGCUGCUACCUCUGGCGCCUUCCCGCCGCUCGGUAACACGAAUAGUGCAGGUAGCACUCCGCCGCCGCGCACAAGCGGUGACGGCCCACAUGACCGUGUACUCGCUCAGCUCUCUGGGCUCGUCGGCACGACGAUUACACUUUCAACGAAGACCCACCUGCGCUACGAAGGCUCGAUUGCCUCAACUAGCGGUGAAGGCGACACGACCGGCGUCACGCUUCGCGACGUCAAAGAGCUCACAACUUCCGGUGCACCGCUUCGCGAGCAACUAUUUAUUGCCGCCACGAACAUUGAUCAAUGGAGCAGCGGGCCUGCCGAUUCUAAGGCGCCUGCUACCCAGCCUGCCGUCAACGGAGAUACUUUCAAGACAGACGUCGACAUCAGCAAAGCAACCGCUCUGCGACGUGAACGCGCUUUACAGGCAUGGCAGCCAUCGGAGGAGCCGGGCGCGUCUGCGUCUGCGUCUGCCUCGACGUCCCCGCCCCAAUUGAAUAACGCCUUACGCGACGAGUUGACAUUCGGCCCGGGUGCGGGUGGCUCAUGGGACCAGUUUGCGGCGAACGAAAAGCUGUUCGGUGUCCGUGCAGGUUUCGACGAGGAGGCGUACACGACGAGGUUGGACAGGAAUGCGCCGAACUUCAAGGAGCGGGAGAGGAGGGCGGCGGCGAUUGCGAAUGAGAUUAUGCAGAGUUCAACGAGCAACCCGCACAUAGCGGAAGAGCGGACACAGAAUCUUGUUGGAGAUAGCAGCACGAAUGAGGAAGAGAAGUACGGUGCCGUCGUCCGCAGUGCCAACGCAUAUGUCCCACCCGGCGCACGCAAAGGAAACGCCAGCGCGCCUACGAAGCCCGAGAAGCAGGCGCUGCCGAAGGUGUCGGUGGAAGCGCCGGAUGGGUCGUCGGUGCCAACUGACAAGGUUGGUACCAGCACGAGCACCACAGCUGGUGCAAUACCGCCGAAGGCUGGGUCGCCUGCACCCGCGGCUGGCGCGAAGCCGUCUGCUGAUGAUGCAUUCAGAGAGUUCGUGUCUAGUGAGAAGGACCGUCUCAUGAAAAGGAAGCAAGUGUUGAUGAAGAACGAGAUGGACAAGCGGAUGGCCGAGCUUGUGAAGUUCAGCAAGAGCUUCAAGCUUAACAAGCCGAUCCCUGAAGACCUUGUUCCCAUUCUUGCGAAGGAUGAAGAAAAGCAGCGGCAGAUACGCGAGAAGUCGACCAAGGACGCCGAAUCUUCGAAUGCGCGUGCUAUUGGUACCUCUAACACAAUCACCGCCUCGGCAACUGUCGCUCGUCUGCCUGGCGCCUCCAACCCGCCUGGCUCUGCGAAGCCGCCGGCAGCACAGCCAGCCAUUGCGAAGGCUGCGGCGGCCGGUGCGCAGAAGCUGGCUGAUCAGGCUAAGUCAGGUGAAGGCAAGCGGGUCAGCAUGUACAUUCAACCUAUCCCGGCCUUCAAGGGCAAGCGCUCAUCUGCGGCGCCUACUCCUGCUGCCGGUGCUGGUGCUCGCGCACCCAGCGGCGGCGCAAACGCUGUCGGGAACGGUCCGCUGUCGCCAACCGCUGCGAACCGCUUGAACGUGAAUGCUUCGUCGUUUAGGCCGAAUCCCAAGUCGGUCUCUCCUUCUGGUCCAUCUCCGGGUGUGAAUGGCUCGUCUUCUUCGCCCAAGCCGAAGCAGGCUGAAGGUGCAGCGUCCCCUCAGACGCAAGGCCCUCCCAACCCAUUCUUCGGGACGCGCAUUCCUAAGAAGGCUCCUCCUGUGCACAUUAAGGACGAUUUCAACCCCUUCAAGUACAACAAGGUCGUCGACGCUGCGCAAGUUGGUGCGUCUGACUUCGUAAGACCUACUGUAAGACGUAUGCUGACUUGGUCGUAG